This is a messenger RNA of Camelina sativa (false flax), 1413 nucleotides long. Its product is annotated as F-box/kelch-repeat protein At5g48990-like. NCBI's taxonomy places the organism in Eukaryota, Viridiplantae, Streptophyta, Magnoliopsida, Brassicales, Brassicaceae. The record is from RefSeq and is a predicted model, not a curated record. Gene Ontology annotation, molecular function: protein binding.
ACAGUAAAGUGAAGUUAAAAAUUUGUGCUGUGCAAGUCAGAGAAGAAAUCGAUUGGGUUCCUUUUUACCAACGGCGACAAUGUUUUGGCGGAAGAAGAAGAGCAGCAAGUCGCCGACACCAAAGUCGAAGGAACCGUCGCCGAAAUCGAACCCAAAUCCGUCACUUCCACACGAUUUGAUAGUGAGCAUCUUAGCCCGUGUCUCGAGAUCCUAUUACCCAAAUCUCUCCUUAGUCUCCAAAAGCUUCCGAUCGAUCCUUGCUUCACCGGAGCUAUACAAAACCCGAACCCUCUUAGGCUGCACCGAGACUUUUCUCUAUGUGUGCUUACGCUUCCCUCAUGAACCUAACCCUCGCUGGUUCACUCUCUACCCGAAGAAACCUAAUCAAACCCUAAUUAACAAGAAGAAGAAGAAAGAGGAUCCAAGUCUUCAUCUAUUGGCUCCAACCCGAAUUCUCAACUCUCCUCCAUUGGAAUGGUCAAGUCCAAUUGCUGUUGGUUCUUAUCUUUACGCCAUUAACGCAGAUAUACAUGAUUCUCCAUCCGUGUGGUACCUUGACUGUAGAUUUCACAUUUGGCGUGAUUCUCCAAGAAUGAGAAUAGCUCACACCCGUACUGCAUAUGAUGGGAAUGUGUAUUUGCCAGGAAUGUAUGAAAAGCAAGAUUCUUUGGACUGCGUUGAAGUGUACAACACAGAGACUCAAGCUUGGAAUCCCGUGCCGCCCAACAAACGGAGAUUCGAAUUCAAAAAAAUGGAUGGAAUUAUUUACAUUCACCUUAAAGUAGACCCUCCUUGGCAUACUAUGGCUUUUAAGCCAAAGGAUUCGACAUGGGAAAGUGUAGGAUUGCAUAUGCUUGUGGAUCGGGUUUCUUUUUGUACGGUAGAUGAGGUAGACUAUACUUAUGUCCCUUGUACUUGUUGUGCCAUUAGAUGGAGAGCACGAAAGACUGAGGGAGAAGGAGGUUCCAGAAGAUUAGAGGGUUUAGAAGGGUUACCUCAGUUUGCUAAGUCUGCUUCUGUUAAAUUAGCAAAUCAUGGUGAUAAGCUGGUUGUUUUGUGGGACAAGUCUGUGCAAAGAUUUGGGUUUAAGAAGAAGAUGAUUUGGUGUGCAGAGAUCUCACUUGAAAAACGCAACGAUGAAGAGAUUUGGGGGAAAGUCGAAUGGUCCGAUGAGGUUCUUUUAGUGCCCAGUUCUUAUGAAUUCGUGUGUGCUAAAUCUGUUACUGUUUGACAGGUUUGGACGUAAUUAAUGAAUAUGGUUUGUAUCCCUUACUUUCUUGACAUUUCUUUGGCUUGUAGUGCAGAUGAUUAAGUUUAUUUUGGGACUUUUCUGUCUCUUUGAUAAACCCUUUGAUGGCAGAGUCGUUCUGCAUACGGUUUGAUGAAUGUGACUCAUGAGACGUUUUUGUUUUA